ACUGUCACUGGGUUGAUUGUGAGGGAACUGCCGUUUUCUAUGCCUAUUCGUUGUAGCUACACAAAGUUUCAUCACUCUUAUCAGGUUGUAUUCAUACCCAAGAUAGUAGGUGGAAUCUUGUACAGGGGCCUACAAACUCUUGCAGGGCUCUCAGUCAUGGCAAUGGAUGCAUCUUGGAACUUGCUUGUUGUUGGCCAGAGUUUUGCAAACAAAAAACCAAAAUGCCUCAAACAAAAAGGCCCCGGCAGUGAGGCAGGCAAACGGCUGUACCUGAACAGUUGUUUUGUCACUUCCUCUCCCAACCCUCAGUCAGUGAUGAAGUAUUCUGUGGUUGAGAAUUAUUUCAACAAAUUUUUAGUAGUGUUUAUGCAUUGUGUGUUGGCCUUUGGACCAAAGACUCCUAUGUCAAGUGCCAAGUCAUGCACGUAUACACAAAAUCCAAGAAGUGAGUACACUAAGCUAUAUGGUGAUUCAGUCUACAACUGUUGUGCUUCUACACACCCUGGUCCUCCAGUUGCAUCUGGUAAGACAAUGAUCACCAGUGAGUCUUGGAAUUUGACGAUGGGCCCAGAAACCUCAUCACAUCUUUCACCAGAAGAGUCUAUGCCUGAAUUUUCUUCAGCUGGCCAUGAUGACUUUGAGCUGUUCUGGGAAUCAGAUGAUGAUUACUAG
Messenger RNA from Cyprinus carpio (common carp), 672 nucleotides. RefSeq names its product zona pellucida glycoprotein 3c. The record is from RefSeq and is a predicted model, not a curated record. NCBI's taxonomy places the organism in Eukaryota, Metazoa, Chordata, Actinopteri, Cypriniformes, Cyprinidae.